UCGUAGAAGCUAGAAUUUCCUAAUGUACAGGAUUUCUACCCGAAAAAGCGCAUCCGUCGUCGUGUAGUCAUCUGCUGAAACACCCGCCUCAUAAAGAAGACGCACUUCGGCACGUGGCGAUGUGUAAUUGGUUUAUUUCCAGUUUAAAACAUUAAUUUCCGAAGAGUCACUGCUUAUUAACUGCAUUUCAAAAAUUUAGCUGUUACUCACCACCAUCGUCAUUUAAGGAACUCUCCAACUCUCUUUUUUUUUCCAUUUUCAUUGCUUUUUCCUUUUCAAUCCCUACAUCCUCCUAACUUGUCGGAAAAAAAACCACCAUGGCGGGCGAGUUCUCGACGUCUGUCACUUGCGGCAUCAUGUUAUCAAAGCGACUAUACUACGGCAAGGGAGCUUCACCUGCGCCAGCGGUGAUGUCGAGGUCGUUGUCGUUGACGGAGAGUUACCUUCCGACGGGGGUGAUGGCAUACGCCGUGGUACCCGAGCCAGCGGCGGUGGACAACCCCGACGUCCCUAGCUACCAGCCGUACGUGCAUGGUCGGUGCGACCCGCCGGCGUUAAUUCCGUUACAUAUGCACGAGGUUUCCAUGGAAGUGGACUGUUGUAUGGACACUGCGUUCGUUACUGUUAGAGGCGCGUGGCGCGUGCACUGUAUAAUGGCUAGUCGGAGAUGUGAUUGCCGGAUUGCUAUUCCUAUGGGGGAGCAGGGUUCAAUUCUAGGUGUUGAGGUGGACGUCUCUGGGAGGUCCUAUAAUUCGAAAUGGGUCACAUUAGCUGAUUCAAAAGAUACGGAAAAAGUAGCCAGAGCUGGAGAUGGAUGCUUCUUGACACCCCAUACAUAUACUUUCAAAAUCCCACAAGUUGACGGAGGGUCUAAUGUUUCAAUUAAAGUCAGUUGGUCACAAAAGUUAUCAUACCAGGAUGGUCAGUUUUGCCUCAAUGUACCUUUUAGUUUUCCGCCAUAUGUCAUUCCGGUUGGGAAGAAAAUCCCUAAGCGAGAAAAGAUUCAGUUGAAUGUUAAUUCUGGCAUUGGAACGGAACUUUUGAUCAAAUGUACUAGCCAUCCUCUAAAGGAGCUAACUCGGGAGGUUCGUAAACUAAGCUUCAUAUACGAAGCAGAAGUGCCAGCAUGGUCAACUUCCGACCUCAAUUUUGCUUAUACCGUUUCUUCGAGUGAUAUUUUUGGUGGGGUUCUCUUGCAAUCUCCACCCUUGCGUGAUUUUGAUGAAAGGGAGAUGUUCUGCUUCUAUCUUUACCCUGGAAAUAACCACAAGAGGAAGGUAUUCAGAAAAGAAGUGGUUUUUGUCAUUGACACAAGUGAAAGCAUGCAAGGACGCGCAAUUGAGAGUGUAAAUAAUGCACUAUUGGCAUUGCUCUCCAAGCUCAAUCCACAAGAUUCUUUUAACAUUAUUGCUUUCAAUAGUGAGAUUCACUUAUUCUCGUCAACAAUGGUGCUGGCUACUCAUGGAUCAAUCCUAAAUGCUGCUCAGUGGCUGAGUAGUAAUUUAACUGCAGAUGGUGGUACAAAUAUGAUGCUGCCCCUUAAACAGGCAAUGAAGUUGUUGUCUGACGCAAGCGAUUCAAUUCCUCUUAUUUUCCUUGUAACUGAUGGGUCUGUUGAAGAUGAAAGAGAGAUUUGCAAUGUCAUGAAAGGUUAUUUGUCAAGUGGAGGAUCAGUUUCUCCUCGUAUAUGUACUUUUGGCAUUGGUCUAUAUUGUAAUCAUUACUUCUUGCAAAUGCUGGCUCAAAUUGGGAGAGGCCAUUAUGACUGCACUUACGAUGCAGAUAACAUUGAAUUGAGAAUGGAGAGAUUAUUUACAACAGCUACUUCAGUCGUUCUAGCCAAUAUAACCAUGGACAUGCCAGGAAAUCUAGAUUCUCUCGAGUUGUUUCCAUCUUAUAUUCCAGACCUUUCAUUUGGAAGUCCUUUGGUGGUGUCAGGCAGAUACAAAGGAGACUUUCCAGACAAUAUUAAAGUUGCUGGAAUGUUAGCAGAUAUGAGCACUUUUGUUACUGAAUUGAAAGUGGAAAAUGCAAAGGACGUGCCAUUUGAUAGAAUGCUUACCAGGAGGCAAAUUGAUAUUGUUACAUGUCAUGCUUGGUUUUCAGAGAGUCAAGAGCUUGAAGAGAAGGUUGCCAAAAUAAGUCUUCAAACUAGUUUUCCAUCCGAGUAUACCUGCUUGAUUUUGCUUCAGACUGAUAGUGAAAAGAAAGUGCAAGAAUCAAUUCGCGUACAGGAGAUAUUCAACAAAAUAAAAAUGCCAAAAAAGGGAGAUAUGAAUAGCCAGAAGCUUGUUUCCCUGGGAUGCGUGGGGGUCGGCUUUGGUAACUUGACUGCAACGGCUAAGAAUAUCCCUCCAGGAAUCGAGGAACCAAAGUCACCCGAAGGUGCGGAGAUUUUGGUUAGGGCUGCCUCCAACUGUUGCAGCACGCUGCUUGAUCGCUGCUGUUGCAUGUGCUUCAUCCAGGCUUGUUCAUAUAUGAAUAACCAAUGCUCAAUCGUUUUCACACAACUCUGCACUGCUCUCGCUUGUUUUGAGUGCGUCAAUUGCUGUUAUGAGCUCUGCGCUUGUGUCUAGAGGUACUGCGCAUGGUAGUUGAAGUCUUAAAGACGAAAACUAAGAGGAAAGGAAUAUGAUUAUUAUGGCUAUUGUAUAUAGACUCUGUUGCAGAUCAUAAUGUUAAUAGCAACAUUUCAAUA
Theobroma umbraticum is the source of this 2698-nucleotide messenger RNA. RefSeq lists its product as uncharacterized. NCBI's taxonomy places the organism in Eukaryota, Viridiplantae, Streptophyta, Magnoliopsida, Malvales, Malvaceae. The record is from RefSeq and is a predicted model, not a curated record.